UUUCUUUUUUUUUUCUCUUCUCCCUUUAAACUCCCCCUUUUUUUUUUAACAGUAAACAAAUAUGCAGUGUUUCUCGAAAAGAAUGAUGGCAGCUGUCACGACACGCCGUACCUUCAGUUCUUCACUUUUUGCAAGUCAUAAACAAAACGCUAAAAAGCAACUCCAAGGUACAGGCACCAUACCUCAAAAAGCCGGACUAGCGAACCCACAACAAGUUUACCUUGACUGGAAUGCACGUAAAACCAGUGUCUACAACAAUUUUUGGUUACGAGAUCAUUGUCAUUGUCCUCAAUGUUACCAUCCUGUGACUCGUCAACGUUUGGUCGAUACUUUUUCUAUCCCACGUGAUAUCCAACCUGUCGCCUUGGAUAGUACAGAAGAUGCCUUGGACGUGACUUGGCCUGAUGGGCAUCAAUCGCGUUACCGUUGGGACUGGUUACACACCCAUUCUUACAGUCCCAUCUUGCGUACAGACGAACCUUUACAGACAAAGAGACCCAUCCUCUGGGACGCUAACCUCAACGUACCGGCUUUACAACACGAAGAAGUCAUGGAAACCACACAAGGUUUAAAAGCAUGGCUUGAUCAAUUAGAGACCUAUGGUAUUUCAUUUAUCGAGGGUGUACCCACCACAGUGGAAGCGACCGAAGCCUUGGCACGUCGUCUUUGUUUCUUACGAGAGACACAUUAUUCUCAAGGUAUCUGGUCCUUUACCGCUGAUUUAGCUCAUGCCGAUACAGCCUACACCCAAUUGGCUUUAGGAGCGCAUACGGAUAACACCUAUUUUACGGAACCUGCGGGUUUACAAAUGUUUCACAAAUUAGAAUUUGAAGGCCAAGGUGGAGAUUCCUUAUUUGUAGAUGGGUUUCAUGUAGCGAGAGAAUUAAAACGAUUGCAUCCAACUGCGUAUCGUACAUUAGCCAAUACACGCGUACCUACACAUUCAGCGGGUGAUGAACAAGUCCUGAUCGUACCUACCCCACGCGCUCAUCCGAUCUUGAACCACGAUGAUACAAGCGGGGAACUUUAUCAGAUCCGAUACAAUAAUGAUGAUCGGUCCACCUUGGAUCAUUUGAGUACAGCACAAUUAGAUGAGUUUUAUGACGCCCUCUUUCUUUGGCAUAAGUUAUUGACCAGUGCUAAAAACGAAGUAUGGGAUACCUUGAAUCCAGGUCGUGUGGUGACCUUUGAUAAUUGGCGCGUAUUACAUGGUCGUAGUGCCUUUACAGGUCAUCGUCGUAUCUGUGGUGCUUAUUUCCCUUGGGAUGAUUAUAAAUCCAGAGCGAGAACGUUGAAAAUGACACCUCAGGACAAAGAUCGUCUCUUAUAAAAAAAAAAGGAUUUGUUUAUAUAGUUGAAACUUUAAAAAUAGUUCGGUAAUGAUCAUUACAAAUGGAAAAUAAACAAUCUGUAUCAACUAUAAAAAAA
This is a messenger RNA of Mucor mucedo, 1428 nucleotides long. Its product is annotated as trimethyllysine dioxygenase. The transcript has a single exon. Bases 62 to 1330 code for a protein of 422 amino acids. Gene Ontology annotation, biological process: carnitine biosynthetic process. Gene Ontology annotation, molecular function: iron ion binding; trimethyllysine dioxygenase activity. The record is from RefSeq and is a predicted model, not a curated record. Gene Ontology annotation, cellular component: mitochondrion. NCBI's taxonomy places the organism in Eukaryota, Fungi, Mucoromycota, Mucoromycetes, Mucorales, Mucoraceae.